UCGUUGAUCUUGACAGUUGGCCCAGUGCUAAAAGUAACAAACAAAUUUGGCAUAUAUUGAUAAGAACUUCCAGUUGUUAUAUUUUCCUGUUUUGUUGCACACGUUUUUCUCAAGAUAAUAAAUAGUUUUUAGUGAAUGUAAAUAGUUCGUUUAUUUAUUUUUUGGGUGCUUUACAAGUUAACAUUUUUUAAAAACAUGUCUUCCAUACUCUUGAGAAAUCGUGGCGCAACAAUGCUAAAGAAUUGUUUACCAAAUUCGUUUAAAGUUUGUGGAAAACUCGUAAACGUAAAACAAAUACGUUGUUUGCACCUCACGCCAUGCAUGGAAAAAAUACUAUCGUUUAAACUCAGUGACAUCGGUGAAGGAAUACGUGAAGUUACUGUAAAAGAAUGGUAUGUGAAGGUCGGUGACAAGGUGGAGCAGUUCGAUGAUCUCUGCGAAGUGCAAUCGGAUAAGGCGUCCGUAACGAUCACUAGUCGUUACGAUGGCAAAAUCGCGAAAAUACAUCAUCCCGUGGAUGAUAUUGCUCUUGUCGGCAAACCGUUGUUGGAUUUUGAUGUGGAAGAGGAUGAGGCAGACGACUCCGAUUCGGAGUCCAGCUCAGAUUCAGAAGCGGAAUCCAACUCAACUGCGCAAUCAAAUAGCGAAAAAGUUGCCAGCGAUGAGGAUGUCGCGCGCAACAUAACGCUUGCAACGCCUGCAGUGCGUCGUUUGGCUAUGGAAAAUAAAGUAGAUCUCUCCAAAGUGCCGGCCACAGGAAAACUGGGGCGUGUACUUAAGGGAGAUGUACUGGAGUACUUGGGACAUGUACCUGCUGGCACCAAUAAACCGCAUCCUACCAUCGCGGCAAAAUCAGAGUUGUCUAGUGCGCCAAAAGCUGCAUCGCCAGUUGUUGCUGAUCGCGUUGAACCGCUGAAAGGUGUGCCCAAGGCGAUGCUGAAAGCCAUGUCUGAAUCUCUGAAAAUCCCACAUUUCGCCUAUAGCGAUGAGAUCGAUAUGACCAAACUGAUUGAUUUCCGUGACCAAUUGAAGACAGUGGCCAGUGAACGCGGUAUUUCUAAACUCACAUUCAUGCCAUUCUGCAUCAAAGCUGCGUCUGUUGCACUCUCUAAGUACCCAAUACUGAAUAGUUCACUCGAUGUUGCGAAGGAAGCAGUGAUAUACAAAGCUGCACACAACAUCAGUGUUGCCAUAGACACGCCACAAGGCUUGGUAGUGCCAAAUAUUAAGAAUUGUGAGCGUAAGAAUAUACUUGAUAUUGCCAAGGAUUUGAAUGAGUUGGUCGAGAGAGGCCGUAAAGGCGCUUUAACGCCACGAGACUUUGCUGAUGGCACUUUCUCACUUUCGAACAUUGGUGUGGUUGGUGGUACCUAUACGCAUCCCUGCAUUAUGGCACCACAAGUGGCCAUCGGCGCUAUGGGACGGACAAAGGCUGUACCGCGUUUUAACGAAAACGAUGAGAUCGUUAAAGCUUAUAUCAUGAAUGUGAGCUGGUCCGCAGAUCAUCGUAUAAUUGAUGGCGUCACCAUGGCUCAGUUUUCGAAUGUGUGGAAACAAUAUCUGGAGAACCCAGCAUUAUUUUUGCUUAAUUAAGCUUUGAAAAGAACUUCUGUACGAGUUUUAGAACUUCGUCUCGAGUUUUUAAACUCAUUCUUGAGUUUUAGAACUUCUGGACGGGUUUUACGGACGAGUUCUAGAACUUCCUCUCGAGUUUUAGAGCUGCUUGACGAGUUUGAGAGGUGCAAUUUCAACAUGAAAGGCUGUUUGCUGCAUUUAUUUACAUAAUACGUGUUUUUUUAU
Zeugodacus cucurbitae (melon fly) is the source of this 1800-nucleotide messenger RNA. RefSeq names its product lipoamide acyltransferase component of branched-chain alpha-keto acid dehydrogenase complex, mitochondrial (gene Dbct). NCBI's taxonomy places the organism in Eukaryota, Metazoa, Arthropoda, Insecta, Diptera, Tephritidae. The transcript is spliced from 7 exons. Gene Ontology annotation, molecular function: acetyltransferase activity; lipoic acid binding. The coding region runs from base 196 to 1593 and encodes 465 amino acids. The record is from RefSeq and is a predicted model, not a curated record. Gene Ontology annotation, cellular component: mitochondrion; cytoplasm.